AUGGCUAUCCUUGGUAACCCAUUUUUUAUGUUUGUAUGUAUUGGAUUAUUCAAUGUCCAGUCCGUAGCAUCCAAUGCAGCUGACACCAUUAAUCCAUCCCAGCCUCUGGGAAAUGACAGUACCUUAGUUUCGCAGGGGGGAAGUUUUGAAUUGGGUUUCUUCAGCACUCCGGGAAAUUCCUGGAAACAUUACUUGGGAAUCUGGUACAAGAACAUCCCAUCUAGAACAGUUGUUUGGGUUGCAAACAGAGAGAACCCAAUCAACGAUACAUCCGGUGUGCUGAUGAUUAACAGCACAGGCAGUCUUGUUCUUCUCAGUGGGACUAAUAAUACUGUUGUUUGGACGGCAAGCUCGUGGAAAGCAGCUGAUCAGCAGAAUCGAGUGGUGGCGCAGCUCUUGGAUUCAGGAAAUUUUGUAUUAAGAGAUGAGAAAGACAGUGACCCAGGAAGUUAUUUAUGGCAAAGCUUUGAUUAUCCAACCGAUACAUUGUUACCGGGGAUGAAAGUUGGGAGGGACUUGAGGAUCGGUCUCAACAGGCGUUUAAAAUCUUGGAAAAACUCAGAUGAUCCCUCCCCAGGGGAGCUUACUUAUGAUAUAGAACUCCAUAAUUUUCCUGAGCCCUCUAUGUGGAAGGGCAACACCAAGUACUACAGGACUGGACCGUGGAAUGGCCUUCGAUUCAGUGGUGCUCCUGAAUUACGGCCUAAUCCGCUUUAUCGGUUUAAUUUCAGCCAGAGUCAGGAGGAGAUAUUCUACGCUUACCAGCUCAGAAACAAAUCAGUGAUAACAAGGCUGGUUUUGAAUGAAACCAGCUAUUCACUUCAGCGAUACACAUGGAUUGAAGUGGAUCAAACUUGGGAAGAGUACCUAUCAGCACCUAGAGAUCACUGUGACAAUUAUGGCCUAUGUGGUGCCCAUGGAAUUUGUGUGAUCAGUGAGUCACCAGUUUGCCAGUGUCUGAAGGGUUUCGCACCUAAGUCGGCAGAAAGAUGGAACAUAAUGGACUGGUCACUUGGGUGUGUCAGAAAUAAGCCACUGAACUGCCACAAAGAUGGGUUUGUCAAAUUUGGAGGGUUGAAACUGCCAGAGACCUCACAGACUUGGGUGAACGCAACUAUGAAUCUUAAAGAAUGCAGGGCCAAAUGCUUAGCCAACUGUUCUUGUACGGCUUAUACAAACUCCGAUAUUAGAGGCGGAGGCAGUGGCUGUGUCAUGUGGUUUGGCGACCUCAUUGAUAUUCGGCUGCUUCCAGCCGGUGGACCGGACCUCUACAUUCGAAUGCCGGCUUCAGAACUAGGGGCAAACCAACGGUCUAAGAUAAAGACAGCAGCAAUAACCGUGGCUGUCACUGGUAUAGUUUCUGUGCUGCUUAUUGUCACCUAUUGCAUCCGCAGAAGCAAGAGAAGCUUACGAGGAAACAACAAAGAUAAAGUUCACAUUGUUGAAGUUCAAGGGGAACAUCUCGAGCUACCAUUAUUCAAAUUGUCUAUAAUAGUCGAUGUCACAAACAAUUUUUCAUCUCACAAUAAGCUUGGAGAAGGUGGUUUUGGACCUGUAUACAAGGGUACAUUAUUAAAUGGACAAGAAAUUGCUGUGAAGAGGCUUUCGGUUUGUUCUAGUCAAGGAUUGAGUGAGUUCAAAAAUGAAGUUAUAGUGAUUGCAAAACUUCAACAUCGAAACCUUGUAAGGCUUUUGGGUUGUUGCAUUCAAGGAGAAGAAAGAAUGUUGAUUUAUGAAUAUAUGCCCAACAAAAGCUUGGACUCCUUUAUUUUUGAUCAAACAAGAAGUAGACAAUUAGAUUGGUCUACGCGUUUUCACAUAAUUUGUGGAAUUGCUCGCGGGCUUCUUUAUCUUCAUCAAGAUUCUAGGUUGAGAAUUAUACAUAGAGAUCUUAAAGCGAGUAAUGUCUUGCUUGAUGAUGAGAUGAACCCAAAAAUUUCAGACUUUGGUUUGGCUAAAAUUUUUGAUCAUGAACAAAAUGAAGCGAAGACAAGGAGAGUUGUUGGAACAUAUGGUUAUAUGGCUCCAGAAUAUGCUGUUGAUGGGUUAUAUUCUAUAAAAUCUGAUGUGUUCAGCUUUGGUGUUCUACUAUUGGAAAUAAUAAGUGGGAAAAGAAGUAGAGGAUUUAAUCACUCGAGCCACAGCCUUAACCUAAUUGGACAUGCAUGGAAAUUAUGGAAUGAAGGCAAGCCAUUUGACUUAAUCGAUGCGUUAUAUUUGGAACUAUUCCCUUUAUCUGAAGUAUUGCGAUGCAUUCAUAUUGGUCUAUUAUGCGUUCAACAACAUUCAAAGGAUAGACCAAACAUGUCAUUUGUGCUUUUAAUGUUAGGCAGUGAUGAUGACAGCAUAAUGCCUCAACCCAAGCAGCCAGCUUUCUUUAUAGGUAGGAAUCCACUUGAAGAAGCAGAUACUUCACAAAAAAAAUCGUCGAGCAAUGAAAUUACUAUUACUCUAUUGGAAGCGCGAUAG
Malania oleifera is the source of this 2469-nucleotide messenger RNA. Its product is annotated as G-type lectin S-receptor-like serine/threonine-protein kinase At4g27290. The record is from RefSeq and is a predicted model, not a curated record. Lineage: Eukaryota; Viridiplantae; Streptophyta; Magnoliopsida; Santalales; Ximeniaceae. Gene Ontology annotation, biological process: recognition of pollen; protein phosphorylation. Gene Ontology annotation, molecular function: protein serine/threonine kinase activity; ATP binding. The transcript is spliced from 7 exons. The coding region runs from base 1 to 2469 and encodes 822 amino acids.